Polyodon spathula (Mississippi paddlefish) is the source of this 5727-nucleotide messenger RNA. RefSeq names its product mastermind-like protein 2. The record is from RefSeq and is a predicted model, not a curated record. The transcript has 5 exons. The coding region runs from base 1 to 2640 and encodes 879 amino acids. NCBI's taxonomy places the organism in Eukaryota, Metazoa, Chordata, Actinopteri, Acipenseriformes, Polyodontidae. Gene Ontology annotation, molecular function: transcription coactivator activity. Gene Ontology annotation, cellular component: nucleoplasm. Gene Ontology annotation, biological process: positive regulation of transcription of Notch receptor target.
AUGGGCUUCAGUUCAAAAGUACAGCUGGAAGGGUAUACUAACAGUGACUUGCUCGAGGGUUCAUUGAGGAGAAAGCUAGAAAGAAAUCCAACACCAGGAUACAAUCCAAAAACAAAUGGAAUUUCCAAUGCUGCUUUCGGUACAGAUUUUAAGAGGGUGCGGUUGGAUGGAAAUGCUGGCAUGGGACACAGUGGAUGCUCGUUCAGCAAUGGACAGUCCCAGCCCAUUCAGGGUGCUGCAUUGAUGGGCCACAGCCUCCACAGAAAAGACAGUAAUAUGUCGUCCCACCCCAUUGGGAGUGAUCUGUUCAGCUUAACGCUCAAGGAGAUGAAGAAGGAACCUGGGGAAGUGCAUUCGUGUGGCCAAGCGUCUGCCGACAACAGCAUGAUGGUCUUUGAUUUCAAAGAUGAGCCUGGCAGUCAGAUUGAUCCUGAUCUGCAGGACCUGCUUGAUGAGCUCUCCAAGUCUGUCCCGCUGUGCGAUCUGGAGUUUGAGAAGAUGCUAAACUGUACCAUAAAGCAGGACGACCCCUUCAACUUGGAUCUGGGGCGACCGAGCCAAAGUUGCAUGGCAAAGCCAUCCUCCCAGAUGGAAAAGAUGGUCAUCAAGACAGAAUACUCGCCUGGUUACAGUCAAGGCACCGGUGGCUCGCCCCAACUUCGGCCUGCAUCAGCAGGGCCGGCAUUCUCAAUUUCAAACAGUACCUUAUCAUCUUCUCCAGUGACUUCUGCACCUCAAAAUCAGAGCCAAGGGUCACAAGUGGCUUCAGUCGCAGGAAGAUCUAUAGCCAACUGGCCAGAAGUCUCCCACGCUGAGCAGUUGAAACAGAUGGCCGCCAACCAACAGCCAACAGCAAUGCUGCAUCACCACCAGCAGCAGCAGCAGCAACAGCAGCAGCAGAACCAGGCAGCAGCAGCAGCAGCCAAAUGGUCAUCCACUCUACCUGCACAUUCAGGAACCUUUGGACAAGAGACGAAUACAGGCCCUGCUUCCCACUGCCCACAGAGGAUCAGCCCCCAAAACGCCAUCCUGACGCCCAUGAGCAGCAGCCAAGCCAAAGGAAUGAAUGACUGCCUCUUCAAGCCAGGCACCAACAGCAGCUCCAACCACAUAGAUAUCAAAGGCCUCAAUACCAAGCCCUUAUCUCAUUUCAGCCACAAGCCCAGUAGCCAACAGAUGCCGCCGAUGUUGGGCUCACAGAACAAGUCAACUGUUUUGCACUACACACAGCAGCAACAGCAACAGCAACAGCAACAGCAGCAGCAACAAACUCCCGUUCAGGCCCAACCGCACCACCCUCCCCAUUUCCAAAACCAGCCUCUGCCUCGGCUCCCCAGCGUCACCAUGGCCCUGCAGACUAAAGGGUUGCAACAGAAGAUGCAGUUGAACCAGCAGAUGUCAGGACAACAUUACAAAAUGGUACAGCCGAGACAGAAUCAGCCGCCCAUGGUUCCCAGCCCCUGUCCUCCAGUAGGAAACAGCUUCCUGAGCAGCUCCGCCCAGACCCAGCAGAAGUCGAUGGAAAAGACCCAGGCCUUGCAGAGGCAGCUGGCUUUACAGCAGCAGAUCAUGGCUGACCCGGACAAAAUGAGUGCGCAGGAUCAAUUAAACCGGCAUUUGACCAGGCCUCCUCCAGACUACAAACAGCCACGGAGAAACAUGGUUGGGUCACAGCAGCCGAACCAGUAUGCAGGGGGAGGACUCGCUAUGGGUAUGAACUCUACCCAGCCCUUGCCAAAUGCUGUUUUGAAUCAGGGAGGUCUGCAAAACAACCCCUGCCACCUUCCCCCUGGGCAGGGCACCAAAAUGCCACCUGUCCCCAAUGACAGGAUGUAUGGGAGUGGUCCUGACCCCCAGCAGGGAGACUACACUGUCCCUUCCGCUGUCGCUCAGCUCCAGCAGCAUGGAAACCAAAACCAGAUAGGAAUGGACCAAGAUAACUCCAGGUUCCCAGGGCCUACCAACCAUGGCAACAGCAUGACCUCCUUUAGGUCUGGACCAGUGUCCAACACCCAGCAUAUGAGACCGACAUUGAAACAAGAAGCACCAGGUAUGACAGGACAGAGACUGCCAAAUAUGAUGACCAAUUCCAGCAUGGUGGGGCCAAACUGGCCUCCUCAGGGGUCCAAACAAACUGCUGCUCCUCCAGUGGGAGGGAGGAGGUUCCCAAACACACUACAGUCCCAUCAGCCAGUGCAGCCUGACAUGACCAAUCAUCACUUUCCACAGAGGGCCAUGGCCCCACCAAGCCAGAUAGCAUCAGACAUCUCCAUGCACCCUCUCAACUCAAUGGAUCAGACCAUUAGCGGGCAGGCAGUGGCUGCAGCCAGAGGGCUCGCCCCAAGGCCUAGCCAGCCCAGAAUGCCAGCUCUGCCCACCAUGGCCAGUAUGAAUCAACUCACCCCGAUAGCGCCAGUAAACUCGGGCACCUUCACAGCCGCCAGCCAGAACUCUCGAUGCUACCAAGGGAACAGUCAUAGUAGCGAUUUAACAUUCGAUUUCCUUCAGCAAGGAGACAACACUGUGCCAGGAAUCAACAGCGAUUCUGACUUCAUAGACUCCCUGUUGAAGUCGGGCUCAGGGAACGAUGACUGGAUGAAAGACAUUAACCUGGAUGAAAUUUUGGGGAGUCAUUCUUAAAGGACAGGUCACUGCAAACAAGUGUACGUGAACGUAAUGUAGCAAGUGAACUGUAGAAUUCACAGCUGGUUCCUAUUGCCAAUUGAUAAUGCAUAUGGGUUAAAUGUAUCUACUUUUUUGUAUUUUUUUUUUAUACUGUAUUUAACUUUUUAAACAAACAUAUGUACCGGCAUUGGGGGUGGGAGGGUGGGGGGGUGAUUUUAAUGUACAUUGGCUACAUUUCUGGGAAACAGUGGUAGUAUAUUAUAUAUCCUGUAAAAGAAGAUGAACAAGGCUGAUUUUGAAACAAACACCAACAAUGCAUUUACUCCCCCUUUCACAACCUUUACUGGAUUAGAGACAGGACACUGACAGUGUGCAGGUCACUAAUGUGUUUCUGUUUCUAUAUUCAUCAAUAACUGGCAUACUGCUCCAUGCAUAGGAGUGCAUAGCACUUACUGAAAUCAUCCAUGAAUGAGUCCUGCUUUAGUUUGUUUCAUUUGGCACACGCUCCUACUGUAAUUAGUUGCUUGUGCUGGCUUCAAUCCCACCAGUACAGUGACAGUCUUGGAAGCCAUCUAGUUUUCAUCUUGAGCACCCUGCAGUUAAGCAGAACACUAAUGCAGAUUACAUGAAGCCGUGUCAGUGAUAUGAACAUGUCCUUAGACAAGUUCUUCCUCCUCUCAGAAAUCCUGUUCUUUAUUAUCCUGUGUCUAGAAAAUCAUUUUCACUUGGACCAAACUUUUUAUUUGUUUUACUUUCCUUUAAACUAACUUUGUCUUGGUUUAAUGUAUUUGUAAAUUUAAAAAAACAAAAAUGACUAUUCCUGGACUAUUAUGAAUGCACUAGCAGUGAUUCUAGAUGCCUAAUGUAUUCAAAUGUACAGAUUGUACUGUGUGCUUUGUAAAGAUUUGUAAAGUAUGUUUUGAUAAAUGAAUCAUAUUCUUCAGAAGAUUAUAUUUAUACUUCUGUCACUCAGAUUAAGUAAAUGUUAUAUUUUGUACUUUUUUUUUUUUUUUUUUUUAAAAGAGGAUUGGUCUUUGUUUUGUAAAAUGUGGCGGCAAACUGGUGCAGUCAUUUAAGCUCCCGGGCUCAUAAAGCAAAACGUUGGUUUUAAUGUGUUGUUUAAAAAAAAAAAAAAAAAAAACCUUAAAGAUGACAUCUAGCCCUUAAUACUACUAAACAUAUUAUGUUUCCUAAUUUCUCACUCUUUUACUCAUCAUUGUGCUGUUGAACAUUUUCUAAUACGUUAUCUCCACUUUGAAGCAUGCUUUAGACCAGCCUCCUCCUCCCUGUCAGUCCACACCAAUUACAGUCCCUGCAUGUUUUCUUUGCCCCAUUGUGAACAUACUCAUAUAAUUGACAUCUUGUUUCCAAGCAUUGUUAUCUGAGAAUUAGCCGGGGAGGUCAUUUAACCAGACCAGAACUGAAUGAACCUAUAGGGGUAGGGUUAACAUCCCUGCUGUCAAUUGGCUCUUUAAUACCCACAGAGCAGCACAGUGCCCCCUAGUCCCAUCUGCAGCUCCUGAUAUUGCAUGAAGGUCCCCCAUCCACGUACUGAGCAGGUUUGACUGCACACAUGACGUGGACCAUCCUUCUUUAAUAAACUGUGGGACAGAUGAAUGACACAGAGUUAAAUAUUGCUGCAGCAUCCCGGGACCCCUGCAGAACAACUUGGGAGGAGUUUGCAAAGUUAAAAAAAAAAAAAAAGAACUACAUACUUCACCUUAAAGUCCACUCUAUACAUUUUGAAGCGGCCCUUUAGCAUGCUGGAAAACUGUACAGAAUCUUUGAAUUGUCCCUUAUUUAAUGAGGCCCGCUGAACGUUCUGUUUGAUCAUCUGAACCACUGAUCCUUUUCCUCAGACGACCACUGAAAGAGGCUGUGCAGCGGUUUCAGUCACCCGAAGGGUUUCAUUCAGGGAAUCGUUAAGCUUCAGCAGCAGUACCAUGCACCUAAGGAGUUUGAGUUCAAAGGGAAUAAAAUCGGUUGUGUUUAAUCGACUUCAUGUCUGCUCUGUGGUGAACAUGGCUGUUUUAAGCACCCUAUGCCCAUAUAGAUACUAGAAAUAUAGGGCUUAUGAAUGACUUUAGUGAGGUAUUUUGUAUGGGUACACCUCUAGACUUGACUGCUGUUUCAGUUUCCAUUGGUCUUGGCUGUAGUCUUUCUGUGUAAUGGAAAAGGAAGGUGUCCCAUUACGUGCAGGGAAAUCUUUAUCAUGAAGUGGUUUAGCCAGCAUGUCCUGCUGAAAAGGAAAUAUCAGUGGACAGUGGAUGAAAAUACAAUCAGAUCAGCAAGCGUUGCCUGGGGUUAGCUACAUAGUUUUUACACACAGCUCAGUCACAGCGAUGCUGUUUUUUAAGCAACCUAUUUUUCUUUCUGCACCAAACUGAGGCCCAUUUACACUUCCUGAAAUAUAUUUGUAGAAAUGUGUCUUUUAAAACAUGCCUUGUUACAUUAAAUAAAGCUAUACUGACAAACAUUACCUCUGUCUGCUGCGUUGUGUAGGAACUUGGGUGUCCGCAGAACAGAACUGUUACACUAUCUUAUAAUGGAUCAACCUUCUUACUGUCUAAUACAAAUGGUUCUAUGUGAUAUAUGUUUUAUGCUGCUUAAAGGGACACUUAAUACCAUCUACAUUUUCAGAAUGUUAAUUUUCUUACCUAUUAAUACAGUAUACUAAUCGAUUUCAUUAUUUUUAACCUGGCUUACAUCUUUUUUUUCAACGGGUUGCUUCUGAAAAAGACUCUUAAAAUGUUAAUAAUUAUGAAAGCUUACGGUAGUAAACCGUGGUAAAAGCACAGCAAUGUAGUAAAGUAUAGUCAAAACCCAGUACAAACUACAUCAAGAUAGAAAUAACACCCAACAACUGAAGCUUAUUUAUUAAAAAAAACAAAAAAAAAACUAACCCCCUGUACUAUUAGAAAUAAACGUUAUCACAAAGGUUAUUAUUUAAUAAACUAAAACAUUCCAAACUGGAAAUCAGCAUAAAAAAAAAACACAUUAAAUACAAAUUAAGUUGCAGAACGGCCACUGCUUAUCCAUUUUUAACAUUAAGAUGGAAGACGUUAUUUUAAGUACCAGUAUGGCCCAAUUUCUGUUUGCAAA